Messenger RNA from Aaosphaeria arxii CBS 175.79, 1498 nucleotides. RefSeq lists its product as uncharacterized. The coding region runs from base 115 to 1395 and encodes 426 amino acids. Gene Ontology annotation, cellular component: i-AAA complex. The transcript has 4 exons. The record is from RefSeq and is a predicted model, not a curated record. NCBI's taxonomy places the organism in Eukaryota, Fungi, Ascomycota, Dothideomycetes, Pleosporales. Gene Ontology annotation, molecular function: misfolded protein binding. Gene Ontology annotation, biological process: protein quality control for misfolded or incompletely synthesized proteins.
AUCUCCAACCGUUAUCUUCCCAUUAGCUUGAUUUCUUCAAUUGUCACAUAUCGAGCACACCCCACUCCCUCAUCUGCUCCUUUGGCAAGCCAAUUGAGCGACACGGUACAGCUCAUGUUCUCCCGCACCGUACCUCGGGCGCUUCCUCGCCUCAGCCGUGUCGUACAGUGCGAGACUCAACCUCAAGUCGCUACGUUCACGAAGAUCCCAUCACGGACAUGGAGACCGCUCCAGCAGCAAUGCUCCAAGCGACCCGCGAGUACACUCGCGCGACAGUUCAAGGAGCAAUACAAUAGGAGCCCUAUACUGUUUCCAUUCGCAUUAGGCUGCGUCCUUCUCGUAGCCACCGGCGCCAUCAUCUACGUACCCUGGUACUACCAAAACAUCAUCAUCAAGCCCUACCACAACUUCCCCGAACCCGUCGCGAAGAAGCUGCGCCGCGCCAUCUUCUACAGCCGAGGGAAGAACAUCGACCUGAAAGAGGCGAACAAGUAUUUCCGCCAGGCGCUGGCCCUCGCGAACGAGCAUGGGAUGGAUCCCUUCGGGCCGGAGAUACUGGGCGUCAAGUAUGCGAUCAGCAACCUGUUCGAGCAGGCUGGGCAUUUCCCGCUGGCGUGCGACGUGCUUGAGAUCAUGCGCGUGGACUGCAACCGCUGGAUCGAGGAGUUCAGCGACAAGCAUUGGACCAAUGGGAACAGAUCGCGGAUACUCAAGGUCACUGUGCAACUCAAUGUCAAGCUGGCCGAGCUCUACGACAGCAAGUACAUGAACCAGCCCGAUGAUGCGGAAAAGAGGCUAGUGGAAGCUGUGGAAACCGUUCUGAGAGAAACCACGCGGCGGAGGAACGAAGGCGUCAAGGAAGGCGAGGGCGAUUUCAUGACUGAUGAGGAGGUCGGGGGUACGAUGGAAGCCCUCGGAAACCACUACGAGAAAUUCGACUCGCAUUAUCUGGCUACUCCGCUGUUCCUCCAGGCGCUGGCGCUGUGUCCGCCCACUUCUUGCCAUGGCGUCGUACUGAUGAACAACAUCUCCACAUGUCUCGCUCAACAAACGCCACCGCCGGCAUCAAGCGCCCCGCCAACCGCAGACUCGUUUCCCAAUACUCCUCCGACGCCUCGCUCAGCUCUUGUGGACCAAGCGCGGCAAUGGGCCACUAAAGCUAUUGAGCGCGCAUCUAUGAUCGCGCCUCCCGAUCGCAAUGAAGAGUGUGACGUUGGAUGUACCGUCGCGACCCACAACUUGGGCGAGUUCUUCGAGAUGGAGGGAAAGAUCAAGGAGGCACGCCAGAGGUACGACGAGGCUGCCUCGUUGGCGAAGGCGAUCGGUUUCGAAGAGGGACGGGUGAAUGCUAAGGCUGGGCUUCAGAGGCUCAAGGCUCUGGAGAAGGCUGCAUGAAUAAAUCCAUAAACAUUGGAGUCUGCACAUGCGAGCAGAUCCUGUUGUAGCAUAUGUAGGAUAUCAGAUGUAACCAAUUCGACUCCACUGAUCAUGACCACCC